GUAUAUUUGCAACACCCGCCCGCAACCUAGGAACAGAGUGGACGAGGACAAAGAUUAUGGCCAAAUAUCAGCUAGAAGCGGGAAUGAUCGCUCGUUUGGUCAGCAGAGGCCUGCGCACCACGCAGGUGGCGUGCCUUCUUUUCGGCAGUGCUUGUAUAUUAGACGUGUCAGUCACCCCACGCCAUGCUCAUGAGCAAUGACUUCCAUGCAGUAAACAUCGUUUUGUCAAGAUGUCGUCGUCCAAACUCACCAACUCGCGGUUGUCUACUUCAGGGCCACAGGGCUGUGCUCUGAUGGGCAAGGCUCUUUUGCAAACCCCAUACUUUAACAAAGGCAUGGCCUUCACCAAAGAGGAACGCGAUGUUUUCCAAUUGAACAGUUUACUCCCCGCAAGAGUCAACACACUUGAGGAGCAGACGAGGCGUGCUUAUGAGCAGUACCAGGCCCGUCGUACGCCAUUAGGGAAAAACACCUUUAUGACGAGUUUGAAAGACCAAAACGAGGUCUUAUACUAUCGGCUCAUCCAAGAGCAUCUCAAAGAGAUGUUUCCCAUCAUAUACACUCCCACUGAGGGUGAGGCUAUCACGAAGUAUAGUAGGCUCUUUCGUCGGCCGGAAGGCUGUUUCCUCAACAUUGCCGAUCAACAGGGUAUAGAUGCCGCGUUAGCUCGCUGGGGCCCGGCGGAGGACGUGGAUGUCGUUAUUUGUAGUGACGGCGAGCAAAUACUAGGUAUCGGAGAUCAAGGCGUCGGCGCUAUUCUCAUCAGUAUUGCAAAGUUAGUCAUAUAUACGUUAUGCGCGGGUAUCCAUCCGAAUCGUACUUUACCGGUGGUCCUCGACGUUGGAACCAAUAACCAAAGUCUCCUGGACGACGAGUUGUACCUGGGGCUACACAAAUGCCGAGUUCGAGGUCCCCAAUACGAUGCGUUUAUCGACCACUUUAUCCAUGUCUGCAGAAAACGAUUCCCGAAAGCUUAUAUCCACUUCGAGGAUUUCGGUGUGCAGAACGCAAGGCGCAUCCUCAAUCGAUAUACGGAGGAGAUUGCUUGCUUCAACGACGAUAUUCAAGGGACUGGAUGCGUCACUCUAGCGGCGCUCUACUCAGCGAUUCAUGUAGCAGAAUAUGAGUUGACAGACCUCCGAAUCAUUGUGUUCGGUGCAGGCUCUGCAGGCAUGGGAAUCGCGGACCAGAUUCGAGACGCAAUCGCCAUGGAGAGCGGAAAAGCGAAGCGUGAGGCUAACAACCAAAUCUGGUGCGUUGAUAAGUUUGGUCUAUUACUGUCCAGUCAUGGUGACAAACUCACACCUGCCCAACACGACUACGCAAAGUCAAGUGAUGACUGGCAGAACCCUCACACCUCUCUUUUGGAUGUUGUUAGGAAGGUCAAGCCCCAUGUCUUAAUUGGCACCAGCACACAGCCCAGGAGCUUUACCCAGGAGAUCGUCCAGGAAAUGGCCAAGCACGUCGAGCAUCCGAUCAUCUUCCCACUAUCCAACCCUACCCAAUUACAUGAAGCAACACCUCAAGACCUCAUUCACUGGACGAACGGUAGGGUUCUCACGGCAACAGGGAGCCCUUUUUCUCCGGUGGAAUUCCGUGGCAGUAAACGGGAGAUUUCCGAGUGCAACAACAGCGAGAUCUUCCCCGGCAUUGGACUCGGGGCGGUCCUUGCCCGUGCCAAGCUGAUCACUCCAAGCAUGCUUGUAUCGGCGGUCAAAGCAUUGGCAGCGCAAGCUCCUGCUUUGAAAGAUCCAACGGCUGGCCUGUUACCAGAUGUCACAAAUGUGCGCGAGAUUAGCGUGCAAGUGGCGGCAGCGGUGAUCAAGCAGGCAGUUCAUGAGAAUCUCCACCAGGAAAAGCAUAUUCCGAGAAAUGACGACGAGCUUGAAGCUUGGAUCAGGGAACAGAUGUGGCAUGCGGAGUACCGGCCGUUGAGGAAAAUUGAAAGAUCAGGCGCAAGCAGGGAGGCUCUGGGAGAAAUGGGCAGUAAAGGCACGGAAGUUGCAUAGAGCGGUUGGAAAUGCGUGCUUCAGCGACGUGGACUAAGUCUAUAUCCUACACGGCGUAGGGUCAAGCUACAGACCAUUAUAGUAGUAUAGUAAAUGAGUAUAGC
Exophiala viscosa is the source of this 2113-nucleotide messenger RNA. RefSeq lists its product as uncharacterized. Gene Ontology annotation, molecular function: malate dehydrogenase (decarboxylating) (NAD+) activity; NAD binding. Bases 231 to 2009 code for a protein of 592 amino acids. Lineage: Eukaryota; Fungi; Ascomycota; Eurotiomycetes; Chaetothyriales; Herpotrichiellaceae. Gene Ontology annotation, cellular component: mitochondrion; cytosol. Gene Ontology annotation, biological process: pyruvate metabolic process; malate metabolic process. The record is from RefSeq and is a predicted model, not a curated record. The transcript is spliced from 2 exons.